GGUCACUGCAGUGAUACACACUUGUGGUUUAGCCAGCCGUCAUGGUUGUGCCAGCAUUAUUGCUGGUUUUUGCAUGGACGCUAACAAGCCCAGUCAGAGCGCUUCAGAUCGACUGCUUCUUUUGCAACAAGACGGGAUCGGGAUGCGACUUCACACUGGACAACUACUACGACAACGUCGUCGAUCAACGCCCAUGUGGAAAGAACGAGACUUGCAUUGUGUCCGACAUUCAGGGUCUCGGGAUAGCGCGAGGCUGCCAGGAGGACUGUUUGCGUUUCUGCUCAAACCAUGGCAGUCGUUGCACAUGCUGUAUGGAGAAUCUGUGCAAUGUAGGAAAUUGGAGCCUCUACAAGCCGUCGAUAGUUGGUGUUCAAAUGAGCCCAUAUCCUUACCAAAUGCGGUGCAACUCGACGAAUAAGUUUUACUGGAAUUGGCAGUACUGCGAUGGAGAUGCAGAGUGCAAGGAUGGCAGCGAUGAAAUCAAUUGCACUACUCCAGCAACAGCCGUUACUCCUACAUAUCCACAGACAGGAUUUCCAGAUGAAGGAUGUGACUUCGAGAGCAGCUGCAGCUGGGAGAAUAGGAAUGUGACCGGUGGCCUUGUGUGGACCAACAAUUCUGGUAGCACUGCGUCUAUUGAAACAGGUCCGGGUGCUGAUCACACAAGAGGAGAUGCUCUAGGGUCGUACUUGCAUAUUGAGACGAGUGGUGUUGAUGUGAAUGCCUCAGCUCUAUAUCGAAGUAGUCUAUAUCAAUUUUCAACAGCUUCUUGUCUUUUUCGUUUUGCAUAUCACAUGAUUGGCACCAACAUUGGGACACUAGAGGUCAGAGCUGUGAACAGCACGGGUGAUGUGCUGUAUCAGUGGCAACGAGUUGGGCAACAAUCGGACCGAUGGAUUCUUGGAGGAUUACCAUUGCCAAGCAUUAAGUCUUCUUUCAGAAUUGAGAUUCAAGCAACUCACACGUCAGGGUUUCAAGGAGAUAUAGCUAUUGAUGAUCUGGAGUUUAUCAACUGCGAUCCUGCAUUUGUUGUUUCAAAGUGUGGUGAAAACCAGCUGCCUUGCAAGAAAACAGGGCUUUGUGUUGAUGCUUUACGCUUAUGUGACUUUGUUGAUGACUGUCUUGAUGGCACUGAUGAAGACCCAACAGUUUGUGCUGGUCCUCAAGAGUGUAACACAGGUGUUGGUGGAGCUCCUGGUUAUUGCACUUUGGACAAGAACUUGUGUGGGUGGCAGGUUAUAGAAACCCCUUCAGGAUUUCACUGGCAGACAGAUACUGCCUUUACAGUAUCUCUAGAUACAGGACCAGAAGCAGAUCAUACAAACGGGAAAGGUGUUUAUCUUCACUUGGAGACUUCUGCACCUGCACAGCAAGGGGACAUUGCUGGUUUACGAAGUCGUAUCUUCAACCCACCAUACAGUUAUGACUGCCACUUUCGAUUUUAUUACAACAUGUUUGGAGCAUCAACCGGAAUUCUAAGAGUUUACUUGGUCAAUGUUGACAUGAAUGGCAAACAGAAAGAGAAACAGCUUGUAUUUGUUCGACUUGGGCCACAAGGGUUUGACUGGGAGAGAGCAGAAGUUAACAUUCAUACUGACAGUUACUUUAUGCUUGAAAUUGAAGGUGUGAGAGGUUCAUCAUUUACAGGGGACAUUGCCAUUGAUGAUUUUUCGUUUAGCCUUGGAUGUGCUGAACAAGCUGCUUUCCAGCCUGCAGAACAAGUUGUAACCAGUCCAUCGUGUGACUUUGAAACUGAUUCAUGUUACUGGAGCAACAGUGAGAGGAAUGUGCUCUUCUGGAGACGAAACCAGGGCGCCACUGAAAGUAUAGAGACAGGGCCAUCAGUGGAUCACACAUUUGACAAUGAAACAGGAUAUUACAUCUAUGUUGAGAUGUCAGACCAGGGUUCUACGUUGUCAGUUGGAGAACAAGGACGUUUUUACAGCCCAUUGUUAAACUACACAAAUGACAGUGCAGCGAUGUUUUUUUGGUAUCACAUGCUGGGGAAGGGUGUUGGUUGCUUUGACAUUGAAGUUCUUUGCUACGAUGACCCUGAGUGUGAUCCUGUAUUAACUAAACGAGUUUGGCAGACAUGUGGAGAUCAGGGAGUUAAUUGGCUUCCAGAUUUUGUCAGGACAGAUGUUUGUAAGAGUGGCAAUAUAUUCCGAAUUGCACUUGUUGCUACUUUUUCAUAUGAGUAUAUCUACUGGGGUGAAUACAGUGACAUUGCAGUUGACGAUAUAUGGUUUGGUCCUAUUCCACCACCUCCUCCUUGUGGAAAUGACUUUGACUGUGGCAAUGGCACUUGUGUUACAAAGAGACUCGUAUGUGAUUUCAAACCAGACUGCCAGAAUGGCGCUGAUGAAGAUUUUUGUUCAUAUGAUUGCGAUUUUGAUGUUGGUUGGUGUAACUGGAAAAGGAGGCGACGAGAAGACUAUGACUUUAUGUUUGAGCGGCAGUCAACAGCAAGAUUAGUGACAAACCUAACAGGUCCAGCCAGUGAUCGUUCAGGAAAUGGUCUGUAUGCUGUUGCUAGUGUACAGCAUGGAGCUAUUAUUCGAGGCACACACACUGACUUGUACAGCACCGUGUUUGCUGAAACUGGGUUCAACUGCACAGUCUCAUUUUGGUAUCACAUGUUUGGGGAAGACGUCGGUAACCUUGCUGUAAAUGUAAAGACCCCUCAACGACUGCAACAUGUUUGGCAUAUCCUUGGUGAUCAAGGGAAUAUGUGGCAUCAAGCAAAUGUUACUAUUGGCAGACGGUUUGAAUUUGAACUCAUUUUUGAAGUGACUUCAGGACCUGAUUUCACAGACACAGUUGGCUACCAAGGAGACAUAGCUAUAGACGAUGUGUCAUUUUCGAAUUGCUUGGCAGAGCCUAACAGAAGGUGUCGAGAAAAUGAGUUCAUUUGUUCUAAUGGACACUGUAUCAAUUCCGACUAUGUCUGUGAUUAUGAACAUGACUGUCAUGAUGGAAGUGAUGAAAUCAACUGCCCUUAUGUUGACGGGCGUUGUGAUUUUCAAGAAACUGGGUGUGGUUGGCUAACUGUAGAAUCACCAACUGUGUGGUUUCUUGAUAGAGAAAAGACAAUAUCUACUGCAACAGGUCCAAGUUUUGACCACACAUAUCAGAACAAUUCAGGAUAUUAUGUAUAUGCUGAAUCAUCUUCUCCAAGACCAAAUGGUGGUUCUGUGUUCAGUCUUGUGUAUCAAAACUCAUUCCCAGCUGUUAUCGAUGGCAGUUGUAAAUUUCGUUUCUGGUACCAUAUGUAUGGCUAUCACAUGGGAAAGCUUGAAGUGGUUUUAAGUCAAGUAAAUCCAUUCACUUCAGAGACUAUAUCAAGAACAGUUAUCUGGUCUAAGGAAGGAGAUCAGGGCAAUCGAUGGCACCGAGAUUUUGUCAGCGUUAACAGCUCUGUUAGUUACGAACUGUCAGUGGUCGCAAAUUUGGGACCUUCAUUUCUUUCUGAUAUGGCGCUUGAUGAUAUUUCACCAACAUUAGGUUGUCAGUUGGGAGCUCCACCUCCUUGUUCUGUUGGGCAGUCAGUUUGCAAAAGUGGUCAGUGUUUAUGGAGUUCUUGGUUUUGUGAUGGAGAUAAUGACUGUGGAGACAACUCUGAUGAAACCAACUGCAGAGUUUCUCGAGAUUGUGGAAUAUUUCAGGGAAAGUGUCGGAAUGGCACUAGCUGUAUUCCAUUUACAGUGGUGUGUGAUGGAAACAAGGACUGUACAGACGGCGCUGAUGAGGCAUUCUGUACAAAUGGCACUUGCUCUUCACAGCGCAUGUUUAGCUGUGCUAAAGGUGGCUGCCUUACUUGGACAAAAGUUUGUGAUUUUGUGGAAGACUGUCCUGGAGGAUCAGAUGAGAAUUUAGCCAGUUGCAGUCAGCACAGCACGUACUGCAAUUUUGAGACCGGACUUUGCGAUUGGUCUAAUGUUCAAGGUGGCGAUAACUUUGACUGGUGGUCAACUAAGAACGCAUUAAACAAUUCAGGAUACUUUAUGGUGGCCGAUCAAACUCACUAUAACAGUGGUCAGAAGACUGUUUUGAGGAGUCGAAUGUUUGAUGUUCCAGCAGCAAGUGGCUGUCAAGUAACGUACUCUUACUAUUUGCGUGCUGGUACUGGAAGUAGUCUACAAGUAUAUGCUGUAUCUACUGGACGUUCGAAGAUACUUGUUGAUACCGCAGUUGGUGGUGUCAGUAAGUGGCAAACUCGAAAGGCAGUUGUUACUACUUCAUUCCAAUAUCAGCUUGAAUUUGUUGCAACAUUGGGAGAUUCUGAAGGGGGUGAUGUGGGACUUGACAGUAUUUCUCAGGGUCCAGGAUGUUCACGUAAAGUGCAUGUACCUGACUCAUCAUCUCGUGUUUUAAUCGAUGCUGAUUGUGAUUUUGAGUCAAGUCUUUGUAUAUGGGAGAAUGAGUGGGGUCAAGACUUGAACUGGAUUCGCCAUCGUGGUCUGACAAACACUGCUGCUAAGAAUCCUCAGUACCCAACUGGUCCAACUCAUGAUCAUACACUGUACAGUGACACAGGCUUCUAUUUAUACAUUGACAGCUCUUUGGAUGACAAUGGUGUUGCUUCAAUUACAUCUCCGAUGCUGCAUUACAAUACAACUAUAAGGCGUCUGACUUUUUGGUAUUAUAUGUAUGGUGAAAACGUUAGUUGUCUAGAGGUUGUUUUUCUCUGUGGAGCAAACUUUGAACAUGUUGCAUGGAAACUAUGUGGAAAUCAGCAAUCUUCAUGGAAGCAGGCCCAAGUUGUUACUCCGUCUUUGUGUCUACACUAUGGUGUGAAAAUCAAAGCAACCACAAAUGGUGGAAAGAUGGGAGACAUAGCAAUUGAUGACAUUAAGUUUGAUAGUGAAACCACCGCAGCUCCUCCGUGUGGCACUGGCUUUCAGUGUAGAGAUUAUUGGUGCAUAGAUGAACACUUUGUUUGUGAUUUUCUUCGUCACUGUUCGGAUGGUUCAGAUGAGCGAGAUUGCACAACGAAUUGUACUUUUGAAAAGGACAUGUGCAACUGGAGGCCAGUACCUGUGUCUGGAGAAUAUUUUUGGGAAAGAGCGACAGUGUUUGAUCAUUUAGUUGGUUUGUUUGGCGGGCCAGUUGGUGAUCACACAACGCAGCAGACUUCUGGGUACUUUGCUGCAGCUGAUUCGUAUCUAUCAGCUUUUGACGUGCAAGCUGAAUUGCGUUCUAAGCCAUUUGGUCGCAGUGGUGAUGAAUGUGUUAUGAAAUUUUACUAUCAUCUUUAUGACACAGCAGCCAACUCUCUUGUUGUCUUUGUACGUGGUAGUGGAACAGGAGGGUCACUGGACAGUUACAAGUGGUCAUUCCAUGACAAUUCAAAUGACACUGUUUGGCAUCUUGCAACUGUCCCAAUUGGUCAUCAUCAUGAUUUUGAAAUUGUCUUUCAAACUCGAUCCGGCAUUAAUUUUGAUGGAACCGUUGCAGUUGAUGACAUAACAUUCGAGAACUGUGCUGACGAUGGGCAUGAGAAUGAAACAUGUGCGAGUGGUCAACUAUACUGUUCAACAGGUGAGUGUGUUGACAAAACACACGUUUGCGACUACGGCUUCGACUGUGGAAAUCAUUCAGACGAAUACAACUGUCCUAUUGUCAGUGGUCGAUGUGCAUUUGACAAUAGUGACAGUUGUGGAUGGCGCAACAAUGCUAGAGAUUCUACAUAUCUAUGGUAUAUUGCUCAAGGUAGCACACCAAGCAUUGGCACAGGACCUAGCACAGACAAGACAACUGGCACAGAAAAUGGUUACUAUGCAUACAUAGAGACAUCAGGUGUUGAACCUGGAGGAGUGUACCGUCUGGUUAGCCCUUGGUAUCCACCAACAUCAGACAACUCAUGCUAUUUUACAUUUUGGUAUCACAUGUUUGGAGAUCACAUUACUACCUUAUCACUUUAUGUGGAGAGUUCAUCUUCGCUGAUUCCUCGACAACUCAUUUGGAGUAAGAAAGGCAAGCAAGGGAAUGCUUGGCUUCGAGGCGAGGUUGUUGACAUCACAGCAGCUGUGAGAUGGCGAUUUGUAUUUGAGUCGAUGAGUGGAGAAAGUUGGCGUGGCGACAUUGCAGUUGAUGGUCUAUCACCUUCUUUGGGUUGUCAAACAGGAACUGCUCCUGCGUGUGAACCUGGCUACUCGCAGUGUUCUCGCUUUGGUGAAUGUCUUCCACGUCGAUGGUUCUGCGAUGGUGUAGUUGACUGCAAUGAUGGAAGUGAUGAGAAUAACUGCCCUGAUCUUCGAACUUCACCAUGUUGGGCAUACAUGACGGAGUGUGCAACACAAAAACUUACUUCAGAUCCUCCUUGUUACUGGAAUGAUUGGUGGUGUGAUGGCACCAGUGACUGCACAGACAAGAGUGAUGAGCAAGGCUGCUCUGUCUCAACUUCUAUUUCAAAUUCUGGAAAGACGUAUCCAUUAAAUUUUAUGUGUACGUUUGAGAAGGAUGAAUGCUAUUGGAUGGAGAGUCACAGUGAUGAUGCUGACUGGCAGAGAAUCCGUGGACCGACUCGAUCAAAUUUGACUGGUCCACAGGUGGAUCAUACUCUUGGGACAGAGGCAGGCUACUACUUGUACAUGGAAGGUAACCGACUUUUACACAACAGUGUUGUGAGGUUGCGAAGUCCUAGAUAUGAAGCAGCUGGCUGGAAUUGCUCGCUAACGUUUGCUUACCACAUGUAUGGCUCAGGAGUUGGCACAUUAGAGGUUCUAGUGACCAGUGCUUCUAAUGGAGUGACCACUGCACCUAAACAGAAAUGGUUGCAAAGAGGAGAUCAAGGCAACCAGUGGUAUGUAGGCAGAGUAGCACUAAGCGAUGCAGCACUGAGUGGACCGUAUCGAGUGAUUUUCAAAGCGACUCGUGGAACAAACACAAAAUCAGACAUUGCACUGGACGACAUCGCGUUUGCUAACUGUGACCCUGAUUUGCCUCAUCCAGAUUGUGAUCGGUAUGACGACUACCAAUGCAGUGAUAGCAGUUGUAUUUCUCGCGAGGAUUUAUGUGACUUUGUGGAAGAUUGUGCCGGUGGUGGUGAUGAACUUCCUGUCGAGUGUGCCAAAGUGUAUGGUCGAUGUGAUUUUGAGAGUUCGAUGUGUGAUUGGACCAACAUCCAUGGAGAUGACUUCAACUGGUUACCAAAAGGGGGUCAAACACCGUCAUCUAAUACAGGUCCUGUUGCAGAUCACACAACAGGAGCGAGUCAUGGUCGGUACCUCUUUAUUGAAGCGAGUGAUCCUCGACAGCCAGGUGAUACAGCCAGGCUGCAGAGUGCUGUCUAUGCUGCUCCACAUAUUAAAGGCAACUGUACCGCUCGCUUUUUCUACCACAUGCUUGGGUCACAGAUUGGACAACUAACAUUAUAUGUUGUGGAGAAUGGACAGCAAGAGAGAGCUAUAUGGAGCAAGAAGGGAAGUCAAUCCAGCACAUGGCAGAAAGCAGUUGUUCCUUUCCAAACUGAUUUUAAUUUUACGUUUAUUUUGGAAGCAGUUGUGAAUGGUAGUGGAGGAGACAUUGCAUUUGAUGACUUCUCUCUUGGUUCCCUGUGUGGUCGUCCUUUAACUGAAGUAUCAAUCGAACCUGUGUUGACUCCCAACUGUGACUUUGAGCAUGACUGUUCUGGUUGGCAACAUUCAAUACAUGAUGUUGGUGCAUUGUGGAUGCGACAUCAAGGAUACACAUCGUCGAUAGUCACUGGUCCACGUAGUGACCACACGUUUAUGAACUCAUCUGGUCAUUACCUUUACAUUGAAGCCAGUUCUGCAAGUUUGCAAAUCGCCAGCUUUGUUAGCCCACUCAUGACCUUCAGUCCUCUAAAUCGGAAAAUAUCUUUUUGGUACUUUAUGUUUGGACGGUCUAUUGGAUGUCUUCAGUUAAGUGCUUUAUGCAAGCAAAGAGGAGAUUCUUCAGUAUUGUGGAUGAAGUGUGAAAACCAAGGCUUUAUUUGGCGGCGUGCAGUGGUUGACUUGUUUCUUCCUGCAUGUGGACAGUUGGAGCUUCACUUCACUGGGGCUCUUGCGCGUGGUUUUCAAGGAGACAUUGCAAUUGAUGAUAUUGAGUUUAAUACAACUUUUGAUGUUCCAACGUGUCCAACUGCUGGGCAGUUUGCAUGUAACAAUCGUAAAUGUAUCAAGCAGAGCCAGAUGUGUGAUUUUAAUGAUGACUGUGGUGACAACUCAGAUGAAACUGUUUGCUCAACUAAUUGCACGUUUGAGAAUGGCAUGUGCAAUUGGUACCCAGCUGUUGAUUCUAACUAUGAGUGGAGACAGCAGCAAGGACCAAUUCCAGGUAACGUGAAUGGCCCUGAUGUGGAUCACACUUUUGGGACAAAACUAGGUUUCUACAUGUACACUGAACAUAGGACUGCAUUUGUGUUUGAUGAACAAGUUGCAUAUCUUGAGUCUACUGUCUUUUCUCGACUUAGUCAAGGAUGUCAGUUGGUGUUUUGGUAUCACUUGCAUGGCAUAGACUUUGGGACGUUGGUGGUUCAAGUGAAGAGCACAACAGGCAGAUUUACUUUGUGGCAUGCGUCUAACAGCACUGGUAGGGGCUGGAAGCAAGCUGUCGUGAACAUUGGUUUACAACACCAAGUGAAGGUUGAGAUAAGUGCCUCUUAUGAUGCAACAGCUGUAAACAACUAUGUUGCAAUUGAUGACAUCAUGCUGAGCAACUGCGAAGCACCUGUACCAACAGCAUGUGCCAAGGGCCAGUACACAUGCAGUAAUGACUACUGCAUCUCGGACGACUUAUUUUGCGACUUCAACAAUGACUGCGGCGAUUCAUCAGAUGAAAUCAAUUGUCCUGCAACUGACUGCUCAUUUGAAAGUGGUACAUGUGGUUGGUUUGUAGACAGUGCACUUGACAGUCAGUGGUAUUUAAGCAGUGGACUGACUCCAUCAGUAUUUACAGGUCCUAGACGUGAUCAUACGUAUGGCAACAGCACAGGUCAUUACCUUCAUAUUGAAGCAAGUGGAGGUACGGCUGGCGAUCGAGCUGUUAUUUCAUUGCGAAACAUUUUUGGACAUGUUGAGACGAACGGGAAAUGCUCUAUUCGUUUCUGGUAUCACAUGUAUGGUGAUAGUAAAGCAGCGCUACAGGUGUACUUGAAGAAUGCAGAUACAGACAAAAGGUCUCGACUUUUGGAGAUUACUGGAGUCAACAGUCCGGUGUGGAAGCGAGCAUCUGUUCCAAUUUACAGCAAUGUUCCCUUUUAUGUUGAAUUGGAAGGAAUUCGUGGUUCAACGUACAGAUCUGAUGUUGCCAUCGAUGAUAUUUCAUUUACUGCUGGUUGCUUUGGUCCUCCAGUUCCUCGUCAGUGCCAACAGUGGCAGUUCAGGUGUGAUAACCUCCACUGCAUCUCAAAGCGUUGGGUAUGUGAUGGUGUUGAUGAUUGCGGUGAUCACAGUGAUGAAGAUUCUUUUGGAUCUGGAAUCAACUGUGCCUUGCCUAGUUCGUUUCCAUCGUUUGGACAUACUGGUGACUGUGAUUUCGAAUCAGGCUACUGCACAUGGAAAAAUGAUUUUCCAACUGAACUUGUCUGGAUUUUACAAUCUGGAUCAACGCCUAGUUCUUUCACAGGCCCACAAGUUGACCACACAAUAGGAACUAGCAUGGGUCAUUAUAUCUAUAUUGAGACAAGUUCAGCAUUUGAAGGCAGUUAUGCUCGCUUGAUCUCACAAGUACAGUCAGCAGCAGAUCAAUUUCUUGGAUGUCGGUUGGAUUUCUAUUAUCAUAUGUAUGGGGGUGACAUUGGCAGCCUGGCUGUUGCAAUUCAGAGACAUGACAACUCACCACUGGAGAUUUUGUGGACUAAGUCUGGUAACCAAGGAUUGACAUGGAUUAAAGGGUCAGUUAGUUUGACUGUUGAGCAGAGCUACAGAGUGGUGUUUCAAGCAACUGCUGGCUCGUCUUUUGCUGGUGAUAUUGCAUUGGAUGAUGUGCAGUUCAAUGAUUGUGGGCCAGGACCAAUUGCCGAGGAGCCUCCUACAUUGGAGCCUGGUGUAGGUUUUGGAGAUUGCUAUUUCAAUUCCUGCCACUGUUGUUGGGGCAACUCUUACUAUUCUGACAAUUUUGAUUGGUCAUUUGGAACCAUAGCUAACUCUGUAAUUAAUGCAACAACUGAUGGCAGCAACAGUGCAAAAGGUGGAUUUAUGUACUUGAAGGACCAGCACGAACAGGAUGUAUCAGACUUUGCUCAUCUUGAGAGCAAAUUGAUGCGUGUCCCAAAAAAGUCUGGUGAAUGCACACUCAGUUUCAAGCUCUAUUCUAAUAAAGUAUCAGCUCCUCGCCGUAUCUUCAACACUCGAAUAACUGUGAACAAGCGUCGUGUGGAUACAUUUGGAGGAAGCUUUAGGGUCACAGAAAUUGUCAAUCGACAGAGAAAUUGGAUGUCUGUAGAACCAAUUGAUCUCUAUUCUUCUAAUACAGCUGGAAGUCACUUUCGAGUUGUAAUUGCUGCACAACGUCAGGCAGGAAACACAGAAGUUCAAACGGCUAUAGAUGACUUGAAGUUCUCUGAUGGUUGCACACAGUAUUUCGUUCAUUCUGGGACGUGUUUUAACAACUACGAUGUUUGUUCACGUUCUCCGUUUCCUGAUUUUCCUGCUGGAAACACUACAGUUGGGAACUGUGCGUUUGAAGGUGAUUCUUGUGGCUGGCAGCUGUCACAGGGUACUGGUGGAUCAACUUGGAAUACCAUGUCAAUGCGAGAUAUCACUGGCUAUCCGGACAACACCGUGCCAAGUCAAGAUGCAUCAGGCAGUGAAGAUGGUCAAGUGAUUUUCAUACCAGCACAAGGGGAUUCUUUCUGGGCACUGAUGGAGAGUCCUCAUGUGGUUUCUGCUGCAGCAUCAAGCAGGAAGAGAAGUCCAAACAGAUGUGAAAUAACCUUUUCCUACAUUUUGUACAGCAACGGUACAACAUUGUUAUUGGAAUUGUAUGAGAGAGGAGGUGGCACAGUCAGGAAGAUAUGGAAUGCUUCAUCUUCUUCAAGCAUUCCAGUAAACUGGAAGCAGGCAACUGCAGCAGCAACCCUCCAGUCUAAUUUUCGAGUAGAUUUUGUCGCUCGGCAAGAAGGAACUGCCAGUGGCAAAACUGGAUACUUUGCAGUUGAUCAGGUCUCCUUCUCAGGUUGUCAUUUCUCAGAGACACCUGUUGACUCAAGUUCCUACAAUUACAGAGCAUUAACGACUGGCUGUGCUGAUGGUGGCAGAGAAGGAUUCAUACAAAGUACACUAAUUGCUGGUUGCAGUGGCAAGUGGUUUGGGUAUGCCAGUCUGGCGCAAGCUUCAACUGGUGUACCUUGUGGAGGUGACUUUCCCAGUGAUUCACUCAGGCAGAUGUGUAGAAGUCCGGCUGAUCUUUGUGAUACAAAGAAUGGCUGGCGUUUGUGUGGUAGUCUGGGAAGCGUAAGGGACAUAACUGAUCGUACGAGUGCAUCUGCUUGUUACACUGCUGGCUAUGGUCGCUUCUCUGCAGCUAUUGACAACUGCAAUACAGUGAAUGCGUGUCAGAAGCCAAAUUUUGGCAUGAAGUAUGGCUGUAGCCAAUACAAAGCAUCAUGUGAUGCACCGUUUUGCUGUGGAGUUGGCUGCACUGGCACAAGUGCAUGCAAUGGAGGUGUUUUUCCUGGUCAGACGUUCUCUGUACCAAAUCUAAUGUCACAUGAAGGAUGCUCUCACAUUACGUCAGCUCAGGCUGAUGGCGUCUUAUGCUGUUAUGAUCCGAUGCCAACUUCUCCUCCUUCAAUGUUUUGCAAGACAUGCACAUUUGAGACCAAUAUGUGUGAUUGGUCUUUUGUGAAUGGAGGAGCUUCUUGGAAACGAGCAAAAGGAGCUAUUGCUCCUCCUGGUACUCCAAGGUUUGACCACACUAUUGGCAGUCAGAAAGGAUCUUACAUCUAUUUGAGUGCUGGAAGGUCUACGGGACAAGCUAUUAUGGAAAGUGGCUGGAUUUACCCAUCAGCAGAAAACUGCAGUCACUGUAGCUUGCAGUUGUAUUACAACAUUUUCAGUCAAGCAUCCCUGCCAAGCUCUCUAGAAGUGCAUUUUUCAUCACCAUUAUUGGAAAAGCAGCUGUGGUCUGUAACAGCCUCUAGUGCUCAUUCUCAAAAAUGGCAAGUGGCCAUCAUUGAGUUGAACGUUUCUUCAACUGUACAGAGGUUCAAGAUUGUGAUAUCAGGCAUUCAAGGAGAUCAGGGUAAUGACAUUUCUCUCGAUGACAUCUCCUUUCUGCCGUGUAAAGUUCCAACUGCUACAGCUUCAACUGCUACAGCUUCAACCGCUACACUGUCAACCACUACACCGUCAACCACUACACCGUCAACCACUACACCGUCAACCACUACACCUUCAACCACUACACCUUCAACCACUACACUUUCAACUACUACAAUUUCAACCACUAAAGCGUCAACUGCAACUCCAACAAAAAGUACUACAAAAACCAAAACUCCUACAGUAUUUACAACUAUCAUGUCAUCACAAUAUGUGACGUCAAAAUCUACUCCUGCAAGUCCAGACUGCACAGGAUAUUGUAAGAAUGAAGGUACAUGUGUUGUUCGGUCGAAUACACGCACAUGCAGCUGUUUGAUUCAUUAUUCUGGUGAUCGAUGUGAAACUGCUCUAGAUCUUCCAGUUGUUACUGGGAGACCUCACGAAGGGAAAAGCGAUAGCAAUGCUGGAAGGGACGCGGGUAUUGCCGUUGCUGUCAUUGCUUUGGUUAUCAUCGUUAUUGUUGUUGUUGUUGUGCUUGUGAUCUUGUGGAGGAGGAAGCAUCAGAGUUACGCUGUAAACAAACAACAGCCAGGAGGAGAUGUAGGAAUCAGUAAUCCCGUGUAUGGUUAUACUGAGAGUCAAGCGGGUAAUCAAAAUCAAUAUGAUGUAGCGGACUUUACUGCAGAUUCUUCGAAAAGAGAAAGAGAAGCUGCAGCUAGUACUGAUGAAAACAACAUGAAAGAUCCGUAUGACUUCAUGGACAUGCAGUCAGAUUCAGCAAGUGACAAAGGUCUAGUCGUGUAAGGGGACUGAGUUCACAGACGUCUUUCUUGAUAAAUUCUUGAUCAGUAGCUGGUAGUUGUUGGAGAGCUGUUGUCAUUUAAUUAGCAAGCUUAGCAGACAGAAGCUGCAUUUAUGCUCGUCAUUUUAUGUGCAAGUUUUAGUUCCAGAUCCUUGGUACUGUUUCAGUUAAAAAAGAGUAAACAUGUGAUCAAGUUACAGAAGUGAUUGAUGGAUUAGUGUAGUGAAUUGAAAACAAAACGUUAGAGGUUGCA
Molecule: messenger RNA, 13282 nt
Organism: Corticium candelabrum
Lineage: Eukaryota; Metazoa; Porifera; Homoscleromorpha; Homosclerophorida; Plakinidae
Product: MAM and LDL-receptor class A domain-containing protein 2-like
Exons: 69
Coding region: 42-13031 (4329 amino acids)
Cellular component (GO): membrane
Molecular function (GO): protein binding
Source: RefSeq, a predicted model, not a curated record